GGUCGGAUUUAGAUCGCUCUGUGUUUCUCGCGAUUAUCAUCUAAAAGUGAAUCUCGCGCGCGAGAAUUAAUCGCGAGUGUUCCGUGAGUGUCGAACGUUUAUCGUAACGUGUUGAUCAUCGCGUACAAUCGCUGAACUGCCUGUGCCCGAAAUCGAGCAAAAUUCUCUCCCCUUCCCUCAGCGCCGACAUAUAUUUCACUCCGUUAUUUUCUCGCCAAAAUGCAGCGAAAAUGCAAUUGAUGUACGACUAUAAUCAGUGUAGAAAAUUAAAUUCAGUGAAGAAGAGCAAGUUGAAUCGUUCGCUGCGUUUGAAAGGCGGCGCGCAAACCGCGAGCGUGGCGGCGCUCAAGCUGAAGCGCGGACAUGAGGUGGCGCCAGCCGCGCCCGUAUAAGAGCCGCGUCCGUGAAGCUGCACGCUUCAGUAGUGUGGGUGAUCGUAGCGGGAGGAGGGUGGCUCCGCGCGCGGCCGCACCGCGAAACCGUGCCCACUCGCCUCGACCACGGAACGUCCACUCGUUUUCACGUCUCGUGCGAAAACAUGGCGGCCAGCGACGACGAGCCGAUGCAUCUCUACGAGGUCUUUCAGAACUGCUUCAAUAAGAUCGCCAACAAGCAGCCUGAAAAGCCAGGAUUUCAAACGCCGUAUGGUUCCACGAUAGACAAUGGAAUGGCGUAUGGCGGUGGUGCAUUCGGCCCUACAGCGGGUGGACCAGGCGGGGGGCCGGGUGGAGGCGGCGGGGGCGGCGGAGGUGGCAGCGGGGGUGGCGUUGAGGGCGCCACCUAUCCCCCGGAUUCACCGUAUUUUCCGUUCGGGACCCGGGGUGUACCGGUUACCGUAGGUACCGUGAGUACCCCCACCCCCGUCGUCAAUCCAGCGACCCCCACUGGUACCAACGGCGCACGGUUACCUAAUCCCGCUGGCGGUGCUGCGACUGUAAAGAGAAAGAAGGACAACCUCGACGGACCGGAAGGAGAGGUAGUAGCAACGCAGCAUUGGGUUAACUCGUAA
Formica exsecta is the source of this 1009-nucleotide messenger RNA. RefSeq names its product shematrin-like protein 2. The record is from RefSeq and is a predicted model, not a curated record. NCBI's taxonomy places the organism in Eukaryota, Metazoa, Arthropoda, Insecta, Hymenoptera, Formicidae. Bases 539 to 1009 code for a protein of 156 amino acids. The transcript is spliced from 7 exons.